This is a messenger RNA of Notothenia coriiceps (black rockcod), 755 nucleotides long. Its product is annotated as relaxin-3-like. The record is from RefSeq and is a predicted model, not a curated record. The transcript has 2 exons. NCBI's taxonomy places the organism in Eukaryota, Metazoa, Chordata, Actinopteri, Perciformes, Nototheniidae. Gene Ontology annotation, molecular function: hormone activity; G protein-coupled receptor binding. The coding region runs from base 405 to 734 and encodes 109 amino acids. Gene Ontology annotation, cellular component: extracellular region.
AGUUCAAUUUGACAACAAAUGUCCCAGCUAAUGCAAAGGUCUCUGCCUGGAAUCACUGAUUUAUGUCCAUGAUAGCGGCCCACUCUCCACUAUGUUGCUAUGUAGAGAGCCAUCAUCUCAGUUUGUUCGGGGACGGAUAUCUCAAGCCACCCAUUAGGAAACACUUUGCUAAAUCCAUGGCAAUAAAAAGGGACAUAAAAGAGCAAUUCAUUCUCAUUAACAUUUAAGAAAACGUCCUUAAUCAGUGACAAUGGCUUAGAUUCCCACACAUAUCCCUAAAUGACCAGGUGGACAUCCGUAGUUGAAGCGCAUGGUGGUGACCAGAGAUAGGAAGAUGUGUGAUGUCACAUUAGACUCUGUAUAAAAAGGGUUGAUCUGGAUCAGGUUUUCCGAAAAGAAACAACAUGAGAUCUGUACUCCUGCUUGCGUUGCUGCUGUGCACUGUGUAUGUGGCGCAUGUUCAGGCGCAGGACAACAAAAACACACUGAGGCUGUGUGGCCGGGCGUUAAUGCGGGCAGUGGUGUACACCUGCGGAGGAUCCAGGUGGAGAAGAGUGACGGGGGGAGAGGAGACUUUGCAAGACGGUAUUGGUUUAUGUCUGUUUGCAGGUCGCAGAGAGCCAGAACUGAAGAGGACAGAUAAUGACCGUCAGUGGCGGGACCUAAACCAGGCGCUAAUAACAGUGUGCUGCCAAGUAGGCUGUCGAAAGAGUGACCUCUCCAUGCUCUGCUAGAGGACAACAUCCCAAAAAUCA